AUGAGCAAGAAGAUCGAGUCCGUCGUUGUCUUUUGCGGCUCGAGUCCAGGAAGAAGAGCCGAAUAUUUGGAUGCUGCGCGAGAUGUAGGCACCACUCUUGCCAAGCACAAGCUGCGGCUCGUGUAUGGUGGAGGGACGAGAGGAAUCAUGGGAGGCGUGUCGGCUGCUGUGCUGAGCCAGGGUGGUCAAACGCUUGGCAUUCUACCUCGCACGAUGCUCUCUGCACCUAACAGACCGGCCAUGCCCACUGCUGCAGCCAAGGAGGAUGCGGCGAACCCAUCCGCAGCAUCGGCGCCUGCUCCUAGAGCAUCGCAGUCGGGUGCAGUGGCAGGUAGCGCAGAAGGAUCUGGCCCAGAGAUGUGGAAGGAUGAGGCUCAAAAAUCGGCUGAUAGGGUGGAGACCAUCUUGGUGGACAAUAUGCACGAGAGAAAGGCCAUCAUGCAGGACAAAGGAGACGCAUUCAUCGUUGUGCCUGGAGGCUACGGCACGUUCGAGGAAGCCUUUGAGGUCGUCACUUGGUGCCAGUUGGGCAUCCAUCGCAAGCCAGUAAUCUUCCUCAACGUAUGCGGUUUCUACGAAGGAGCUCGCACGCUGAUCACAAACGCUGCGCAAGAGGGGUUCAUCAGUCCUGCAGGUCUAGAAUUGAUUGCGUUUGUGGAACAGUCAGAUGCUGAUAAGCUUUCGGGCUCUUGGGGAGAGGCAUCUCUUAAGGCGCUCGAGGAGCUUAGCCAGCGCAUUGUCAAGAACGGACCGGGCUAUUGGGACUGGAGCAAGAGCAAGGGCGUCGACACCUCCGAAGCCAAGUCCACCAGGGAUCAGCCCGAGGAUGUAACGAAGACUGAUUCGGCCGCCCGAGCAGUCGAUGUGACGAAUCUCACCUUCUCAUUUUCGCCCGAAAAGGAGCCAGCUCUGAUUGAUUGCAACCUGAGCCUGACACGGGGCAGCAGGUGUCUACUGAUCGGUGCGAAUGGAGCGGGGAAGUCGACACUGCUUCGGCUCCUGGCCGGAAAGCGGCUGCCUGGUCGGGAUGCGCACGUACGUGUCUAUGGACGAGAUGUCUUUCAUGACGCUCCCCGUGGCAUCUGCUAUCUUGGGACAGAGUGGGCCAUGAACCCAGUAGUUCGCAGCGACAUUACAGUCUCACACUUCCUCAACUCAGUAGGAGGCUAUCGCCACAAGGAGCGACGGGAUCGUCUUUUGGACAUUUUGGACGUGGAUGUAGCUUGGAGAAUGCAUCAAAUCAGCGAUGGGGAGAGGCGACGAGUCCAGCUGACCAUGGGCCUCAUGGAGGAGUGGACAGUGCUGCUCCUUGACGAGGUCACAGUGGAUCUUGAUGUUCAGGUGCGAGCCGACUUGCUCGACUUCUUGAUGACGGAGACGAGGGAACGAGGGGCGACCAUCAUAUAUGCAACGCACAUCUUUGAUGGUCUGCAGACAUUCCCAACGCACGUGGUGCACAUGCAGCUGGGAACAACAACCACACCCCUUCCAAUCGCAUGGCCGCCCUCCUCCUCUGAUGCCACAGACGCACUGCCUGCACUGGACUCCAAGGUAGAGAGAGAAGGAAGCGUGCUGCUUGCUACCGCUCUGGCCUGGCUCAGGCAGGAUAGAGAAUUGCGUCUGGAAAAGGAGCAGGCCGAGGGUGGGCAGAAGAAACGCGGCGCUCAGCCAAGCAAAGACGACACAGAUUCUAGCAGAUUCUAUUCAGGUCAGUUGCGCGACGAAUCAAGCCUGCAGCGUGAAGUCUUGACGUGCGCUGAACGCUCUCUCAUGCUCACUUGA
Molecule: messenger RNA, 1782 nt
Organism: Ceraceosorus guamensis
Lineage: Eukaryota; Fungi; Basidiomycota; Exobasidiomycetes; Ceraceosorales; Ceraceosoraceae
Exons: 4
Coding region: 1-1782 (593 amino acids)
Biological process (GO): cytokinin biosynthetic process
Molecular function (GO): ATP hydrolysis activity; ATP binding
Source: RefSeq, a predicted model, not a curated record